AUGGUCCGGGAGGAGCUUCAUCGUAGCAUUGUGAAUUAUUCCAUUUGUCGCCUACCAGGAUCUACAGAGAGGCGGGUGCCGGCUUUCCCAUCUACCCCUGUGGUGUGGUACAGGAUGGAUUCACCACGGUUUAGCGUGAAGAAGUUUAUCGGCAAAGGAUGCUACUCGAUGGUGUAUGAAGUAGCUUCUGCAAGAGGAAACGACAAAAAUGAACUAUAUGCAUUUAAAAGAAUUUUCCUUCAGAAUCCAUCAGCUGUUAUUUGUGCAAUUCGGGAACAUCACAUUCUCAUUCGUCUCGCUCUGAAAGAUUACCAAUCACCUUUUCUGCCUACCCUUUUCUGUAGUUUUCGAAUCCAUGGAUCUCCGGUCUUUGUGCUCCGUAGAGGGAGUGGCUUCGACCUCUUUGACCUCCUGUCCAGAUAUGGCCGCUUGAGCGAAAGUGAUGCUAGAUUUUACACUUCUGAAAUUAUCUGUGGUUUAGAAUACCUACACGCCAUGCGGGUCGUCCAUUUAGAUCUCAAGCCAGAAAAUAUACUUCUCUCCCAUUCGGGUCACGUUCUUAUCACGGAUUUUGACCGUUCAUACGAUAUUACACGAAAACAAGAACCUCCAAAUCAUGACGACUUUUGUGGAACUCCCCUUUUUAUGGCACCCGAAAUAGCGAACGGGAUAGAAAUAACAACUAAGGCUGAUGUGUGGAGUCUGGCCAUUUUAAUGGCUGAGAUUGUGUCAGGUCCGGUUCGUAGAGUUUCUAACGACUUGAAUGUAGAUAUUAAUCGGGCGAGAACAGGUUACUGGAAAAUAAGGAAUUUCCAGAGACUCUCAAAGGCUCUUCAGUCCUUUUUCAAUGCCUGUUUGAAAAUUAAUCACAAGGAGCGUCCGGACAUUUCUGGUAUCAAGAAUCUGCGCUUUUAUAAGCAUGUAGACUGGAAUGAGGUAGGUUCCUGCAGUGUUAAACCUCCCCAUGACCCUUUCGAUUUGAGAUGUUCUGCCUCUCAUAAUGAGCGCAGUGUUGAUCCGAAUGAUCCUUUGCUUCUGGAAGCAGCCUACGGAGAGUAUAUGCCCUCGAUAAAGAAGGGUCUUCAAUGCACUGUUGAUAUCAGUGGUGUUCGUCAUUUAGUCACAAGUCUACCAAACACUAAAUUAUUGGAGGAAGCUGGGUUGACAUCUGAGAAAAUCGAGGAGCUUUUUGCUGAUUUCGAGUUUUCUAACCCCGUGCUUCGCUCCGGCGGUGUCGCAAAUGCGUCGCAAGGUGUCAUUGAUGUUGAUAAGUUGUCUCUUGACGCUGAGGAAAUUGAAGUUCACAAGCCUUUUGAAGCCACCGGAAAGCGUUCUCGUAUUUUCUCUCUUAACAGUGUUCUCAGACCAGCUAGAAAAUCGACAUGGACAUACACGACUCACUUAAAACGCCGAUGGUACUAA
Echinococcus granulosus is the source of this 1422-nucleotide messenger RNA. RefSeq names its product Ribosomal protein S6 kinase alpha-2. The transcript is spliced from 3 exons. NCBI's taxonomy places the organism in Eukaryota, Metazoa, Platyhelminthes, Cestoda, Cyclophyllidea, Taeniidae. The record is from RefSeq and is a predicted model, not a curated record. Gene Ontology annotation, molecular function: protein kinase activity; ATP binding. Bases 1 to 1422 code for a protein of 473 amino acids. Gene Ontology annotation, biological process: protein phosphorylation.